Molecule: messenger RNA, 753 nt
Organism: Racocetra persica
Lineage: Eukaryota; Fungi; Glomeromycota; Glomeromycetes; Diversisporales; Gigasporaceae
Source: the annotation of a GenBank genome assembly
AAUGAUAAUCCUUUUAUUGUUAUAAAAUUUAUUAAAUUUUCAACAUCUGGUUCCGUUAUUCAAACGGGCACAGCUAACACUGUUUAUUUGCCAAAUACUUUAAAAAAGAUUUUUCAUAGUAUAGUUAUCCCAUUAAAAUAUGGUGGCUAUCUUUAUUAUGAUGAAUUUAAUCAAUCUUUGGGAUUUAUUUGUAAUAUUGAUAAAGAAUGUAAUUCUUUUGAGAUCCCAGCAGAUACACGAGAACAUUAUAGUUCUAGUGCUAGCUAUGACGUUUUUGGUAAUAAUACUGUUUGGAUCGCUAUGAAUAGUGUUUAUUCGCAGAAUUGGUAUAUUAUUACAAAAGACGCAGAAUAUUUUUUUAAUAAUUAUGGGUUUAAUAACCCGGCAAUUUUGUCCACAAAACCAGAACAAGAUAAGACAUUAACAUCUCUUUCAACUUAUGAAAAUAUAAAUAUUACUAUUACUUUCUUCACUACAAUUGCUUUAUCUACUGGAAAUCUUACUGUCUUUCAAGUUAUUAAUGAAUCCAAUUAUUUAUUACGUCAAAUUUAUCCAGCGUCAGAUUGUAAUAUAAUUCAAACUACAAAUACAACAUCAUGCAAAGUUUUAUCAAGUACAUUUAAUAGAAUAAAUAGCAUAUAUAUUAUAACUGUAGAUGAUAAUUUUGUCAAAACAUUAUCAUUUGAUGAACCAUUGACUGGGGUCAAACGAAACAUUUGGCGAGUUAAGACUCCAUUAUUAUAUGGCACAGAA